Molecule: messenger RNA, 3717 nt
Organism: Cladocopium goreaui
Lineage: Eukaryota; Dinophyceae; Suessiales; Symbiodiniaceae
Source: the annotation of a GenBank genome assembly
AAAAAAGCGUUGUCAACGCUCGGAAGGGACGACUUGGCGCCAUGGCAAAGUCUAUCCUUGUCAUCGGCCAUGGGCCCAUCGGCCACUCCUUUAUUGAGAAGAUGUCUGCCGAGAGCAGCGGCUGUCAGAUCUCAGUCCUUUGCGAAGAGCCACGCCCAGCAUACAACCGAGUCAUGCUGACACAGUACUUUGAGGACCGGGAUGCCGAAAAACAUGACAAGAUGAAACUAUCCUAUGUCACCGAGGAAGAGUUGAAGGAACUCAAAGUGAACCUUCUCUAUGGCCGAGCAAUGUCUAUUGACAGAGAAGCCAAGAAGGUGUCCUAUGCCAGCCAGAAAGGGGCUGAAACUCAAACAGUGGUUGGCUAUGACAUUUUGGUUUUGGCGACUGGUUCCUUCUGCUUUGUUCCUCCUGUGCCAGGAAUGACUAUCCCAGAGAAAAAAAAUGUGAACUGGCCGGAUGAUCCUGCCUCAAGGCCGGAAGGGGUUUUCGUCUACCGCACCAUUGAAGACCUUGAGGCACUGCUUGGGAAGGCCAAGUCAGGGGCCAAGCGUGCAGUGGUCAUCGGUGGUGGAUUGCUGGGACUAGAGGCUGCCAAGGCUGUGUUUGAUCUGAAGAUGGAAAGCCAUGUCCUGGAAAUGGCACCAUACCUGAUGCCAACCCAAUUAAAUGAGAUUGCUGGUCAAGUCCUGAUGAAGAAGAUCAACGAUCUGGGUGUUCAUGUGCAUUGUGGUGUGCAAAUCAAGCGCGUGGUGCUGGAUGAUGGGAAAGUCACAGGCAUAGAGCUAGUUGAAAAGGGGGCAGAGUCCCCAACCAUCCUGGACACUGAUCUUGUGAUUGUUUCAUGUGGCGUUCGCCCACGUGACGAGUUGGCGAGGCAGUGCGGACUGAAGAUGGGUGCAAGGGGCGGCGUCGAAGUGGACGCUCAGUUGCGAUCCUCUGAUGAAAGCAUCUAUGCCAUUGGAGAAGUCGCAGCCAUCGGUGGCAACAUGUGCUACGGUUUGUGGGCACCUGGUGUUGAGCAAGCUGAAACAUUGGUGCUGAACCUGCUGCGGCCGGGAUCAUCUGUGUAUCGUGCCAGCGACUUGAGCACGAAACUCAAGCUUCUUGGUGUUGAGGUUGCUUCCUUUGGCCGCAGUGCUGACUUCUGGUUCAAGGGCCAAUAUACUGGGAAGGAUCCAAGCAUCAAAUUCAUUGACAGCAAGGAUGACCUCAACGACACAUAUCGCCGGCUGUGCUUCUCCGCAGAUGGUUCGAAAUUGAUGGGUGGCGUUCUGGUUGGAGAUGCGAAGGACUAUGGCAAACUGCUUCAGCUCAGCAAAAAGGACGAUCUUGCUGGCAAUGACCCUGUAGCCUUGGCCUUCAAAUUGCCACCUCCAGGCAGCAACGCAGUUUCAGAUGGUGGUGAUGGCACUGGCCUAACAGAUGAUUGCACCAUCUGCACCUGCAUCGGGUUGUCUAAGAGUCAGGUUCGCCAAGCCAUCAUUGACAAGGAAGCCUACACCAUUCCACUCAUCAAGAAGGCUUGCAAAGCAGGAACUGGUUGCGGUGGAUGUGUCACACCCGUGGGUGAAGUGCCAAAACUCCUGUCGCACACCCUCAAGAAGCUGGGCAAAGCAGGUGCUUCUGGCAUUUGUGUUCACUUCCCCUACUCCAGGAAAGAGCUCUUCGAUAUCAUUAAGGUCAAAGAGCUGAAAUCCUUCAAGGAAAUUCUUGAAGUUGUUGGGAAAAACUCUGACUGCUCUGAUGGCUGUGAACUGUGUAAGCCUGUCAUAGCCUCCAUUCUGUCAAGUCUAUGGAAUGAUCAUGCCUUGAAAGCGGGACGAGAUCAGAUUCAGGACACCAACGACCGAUUCCUGGCCAACAUCCAAAAGACAGGAACGUAUUCGGUGAUCCCUCGCUGCCCUGGAGGCGACAUCACUCCUGACACCCUCAUUGCCUUUGCAACCACAGCUAAGAAGUAUGGGCUUUGGACGAAGAUCACCGGUGCUCAGCGACUAGGCAUGUACGGAGCGAAGGUCAAUGAUUUGCCCGACAUUUACAAAGAGUUGGUGGAUGCUGGCAUGGAAACAGGCCAAGCCUAUGGAAAGGCAUUACGCACCGUGAAGAGCUGCGUGGGCACAAGCUGGUGCCGCUAUGGCCAGCAGGAUUCUGUCACCAUGGCUGUGACUUUGGAGAAUCGCUACAAAGGUCUUCGCGCGCCUCACAAGAUCAAGAUGGCUGCUUCCGGAUGCUUGCGUGAGUGUGCAGAGGCUCAGGGAAAAGACGUGGGCGUCAUCGCCACGCAGGCUGGCUACAAUCUCUAUGUGUGUGGCAAUGGUGGGGCCAAGCCAGUGCACGCUAAGCUUUUGGCCACAGACUGCUCAGUCGAGGAGUGCCUGAAAUAUGUCGAUCGAUUCUUGAUGUACUACAUUUCUACAGCCAAGCACCUGCAGCGCACAGCACCUUGGCUGGCUGAACUUGAAGGUGGCAUUGAUUACUUGAAGAAGGUUGUCAUCGAGGAUUCUCUGGGCAUAGCUGCUGAUUUGGAGCAAAUGAUGGAACGCAACCGAGCCAACGAAAAAUGUGAAUGGAAGGCAGUGGCAUAUGAUGAGGAGUUGCGCCAGAAAUUCCAACAGUUUGCGAACACCAAAGAGAUUCAUGACUCAGAACAGAUUGAAUACAUUGACAUGCGAGGCCAGCGCCAUCCCAACCUUUACAGUCCACCAGACAUCACUGGCCCAGCACUAUACAGAAAAGAGGACAGCCACUCGAGUGACUGGGAGUGGAUCUUUGCAGGACUGGUCAGCGCCUACCCCAAAAAUGGUGGGCUCAGUGUGAAGCAUGGCAUGCAGGAACUGGCAGUGUUCCACCUUCCAAGCGCAGAACCAAAGGAACAGUGGUUGGCGACGCAGAAUCUAUGCCCCCACAAGCAGGCUCGGACUAUUUCGCGCGGCCUUGUGGGAGUGCAGCCCAACGGGACAUUGACCGUGGCAGACCCCAUCUACAAGACCACCUAUAACCUUGUGACCGGUGAGGGCAUUAGCAACCCGAACUUCAACCUUUCAACUUUCAAGACGAAGGUGGAGGAUGGCAAGGUUUUUGUGCAGGUUCCUCCCUGCAGUGAGAUGGAAGAGAAAAUGGAGAAGAUGAUCCAAGAGUCCUUCAAAGCUGACGGGAGAGAAUACUUGGCAAAGAAGACAGGUGGACCUGUGGACCACAUGGGUCAAUGCUUGUCAAAGCAAAAGGACUUGUCAUGGUGAUUCAUUCCUUGCCAUGCGCUGAUUCAUGUGAUGACUUGAUGUUUUGUAUUUUGAUGCCUUGCAUUCAUGGUGCAAAAAGCGCCCAGAUUAGCUGGAGGUUAGUCUGGUGAGGCUUGCUUGCUCUUAUCACUAGGCAGAAUGAACAUAUCAACACCUUGGAGGACGGGUAUAGAAAUGUAGGACGCGCCAACCAGUACGUUUCAUGUCACCGGGUCAACAGGAGAACUUUUUAGCUCUUGUAUUCUCGAGAUUUGGUUUGUUUUGAAGGAUUGCCUUGUCAAUGUCAAGCAAGCAGCAAGAUGUUUUCCACAACUCCACAACUAAUUGUGGGAGCUGUUUCGUUGCUGCUGUUGCCAAGAGAUGGCACCGAUGAGAGAAUUUUCGCGGAUGAGCCUUGCAUGGAGUGCAGGACCGCGAAAUCAUUCGAAGUCAACAGUGCUUCGAACCAAUAGGUACUCACAGGAAUGCAAAAAAA